AUGGAAGCAAAUGAAGAAGGGGAGUCAUUUUUCCCAACAAAGCUAUUUGGCCAAGAAACAAAGAGAACAUGUGAAAGAAUAUGGAGGUGUUUAAAGAAAGACAAAGUUAGAAGCAUUGGUAUAUAUGGAGUUAAAGGGGUUGGAAAAACAACCUUGGCAAAGCUCAUCAAUCAUCUUCUUGAACAAAAAACUCAAUCCCAAGUUUUCUGGAUCAAUGUUUCUCAACAAUGUGGAAUCAAGGGGUUGCAAAGUGAUGUUGCUAAAGUCCUUGGAUUGGAUCUUUUAGAGGAACGAGAUGAAGAGAAGAGAGCGAUCGCGCUGCAUGAAUCAUUCAAAGAGAAAAAGGAUUUUGUUUUAGUACUAGACGAUGUGUUAGAGGAUGUACCUUUGAAAAUGUUAGGAAAUCCUCUAAAAGUAGGAGGAGGAAAGUUUAUAGUAACAAGUUGUUUGCUCGAAACAUGUCGAAAAAUGGGAGGUCAAAGGAAGUUUGGAGUGAAAACACUUGAAGAAGAUGAAUCUUGGAGUUUGUUUGUAGAAAGACUUGGAAAUGAGACUAUAAUUCCUCAAGAAGUUGAAGGGGUUGCUAAGUCUAUGGUGAAUAAAUGUACUAGUGGCCUUCCACUGGGGAUCAUUACAUUAGCUAAAAGACUAAGAGAACUGGAAUUGGAUAGUGUCGAUGAGUGGAACAAGGCGUUGGAAAGUAUUGCUAAUGAAGAGUCUUUUAAAGGGGAGAACAAGGUAUGUCUAAUGAGGAACAAGAUAGCUGAAAUUCCAGCGGGAACAUCAGCUAACUGUCCUAGGUUGACAACUUUGAUGUUGCAGAAGAAUUAUCACUUAUGGAAGAUUCCAGAUUCUUUCUUCGAGCACAUGCAGGCGUUACGUGUUCUUGAUUUAAGUCACACUUGCAUCGAGAAGUUGCCUGAUUCUGUAACCGACUUGGAGAAUCUUACCGCGCUCUUGGUUGCAUUCUGUUGGAAUCUAAGGUCAAUCCCAACUCUGGAAAACCUCAUGUCAUUGCAGGAAUUGGACUUGAGUGGCACGGGGAUACAGACUCUGCCUGAAUCCCUUGAGACUCCAUUGAGCCUCAAAUGCCUAAAUAUGUAUGCAAUGCGCUGGCUCAAGAAAAUACCAAUAGGGAUAUUGCCCCAACUCUCCACUCUGCAACGCCUAGUGUUGUCGCAUCAUAUAGACGUGCAAGGUGAGGAACUAGAGGUACUAAAUGAGUUGGUAGAAUUUCAAGGCAGGUUCUCUAAUAUUCAUGACUUCAACUGA
This is a messenger RNA of Capsicum annuum, 1272 nucleotides long. Its product is annotated as probable disease resistance protein At4g27220. Gene Ontology annotation, molecular function: protein binding; ADP binding; ATP hydrolysis activity. The coding region runs from base 1 to 1272 and encodes 423 amino acids. The record is from RefSeq and is a predicted model, not a curated record. NCBI's taxonomy places the organism in Eukaryota, Viridiplantae, Streptophyta, Magnoliopsida, Solanales, Solanaceae. The transcript has 2 exons.